Messenger RNA from Procambarus clarkii (red swamp crayfish), 5274 nucleotides. The record is from RefSeq and is a predicted model, not a curated record. NCBI's taxonomy places the organism in Eukaryota, Metazoa, Arthropoda, Malacostraca, Decapoda, Cambaridae.
ACUAGUGUUGUCUAGUGUUGAUGUCAGACGUCGGGAUGGAGCCGCGGCCGCCACUGCUUCUCUUCGCUCUCCUCUCCCUCCACUUCUCCUCCUGCUUCCUGCUGGCCGCCGCCUCCCUCUACAACACCACCGACCAGCUGGUCAUCCUCGACCACAGUAACUUCUCCUCCACCGUCCACGGCUCGCCCUCGGCCUGGGUGGUGGAGUUCUACAGCUCCUGGUGCGGCCACUGUAUCACCUUCGCUCCCACCUGGAGGCUGUUUGGUGCUCACCUGGCGGAUUGGGAACACACGGUGAAAGUUGGCGUCCUUGACUGUGCCGAGGAUGAUAAUGUGCCCAUAUGUCGAGAACAUGAAGUUAUGGGUUACCCAACUGUCAUGCUAUUUGCUGCUCGCACAAACAAGGGAGAUGUGGGCACGGAUAUGAAACGGUCUUCAACGAUAGAGGAGAUGGGCAACUCUGUCAUCGACUUCCUCGUCGAGAAGCAGAGGGCUAAUAAUGGCUCUUCAUCAUGGGUAAAUCUUCAACCAUACCGAGGAGCAGCAGCUGAUGCAUGGUCAGAAGUGCGGAAUUAUGGAACUGUAGAGCAUGUGAUAGUUAUUGUUGAUGUUCCUAAAUCUUAUAGAAGUUGGAGUACCAUUCUUGACCUUGGAGGUUAUUCCACUGUUGCUGUUCGGUACAAGGAAGUAGAUAUAAAUGAUGCCAGAGAGUUUGGCUCUGUAACUCUUCCUGUCGUUAUAUUCAUUGAUAAAACUGGGAAGGAAGAGGUUGUGAAAGAUGCUCCCAAAACCCGUGAAGAACUGAAAGAAAUGAUAAUGAAAAAACUUGGUCUAAAUCGAGGAAUGUUACCAUACAAGACCAUCUUCUCAGGACGAAAAACUGAUGCUUCUAUGAAGAAGGAUGAUGUGGAAGGAGCUGGAGAUGGGCAGCCAGAAGAAAUAAACAGCGAUAUAUUAAACUAUGAAGACGAUUUGCCUGAUACAGCGUUUACUGGGACAGAGAGAGAAGACCAAGUGUACAUGGUGGAUAUUGAAAAUGCAAUUUCUUAUGCAUUAGGUCAUGAAGUCAUACAGUUUAAAGUUAUCAGUGGAGAAGCACUUAAAUCUCUGCAGGAAUUCUUAGAUGUACUUGUAAGAUAUCUCCCUGCUAGACCAGUUGUCCAUAAGUUCCUAUCAAAGCUGUAUAAAUAUACUCUCAGUCAUGGGGACAACAUCAAUGGGGCACAGUUUGCUAAAGUUAUGAAGUCCAUACAAGGUGCAGAUACUGUCCUACCGAGUCAUCAACCAUGGAUUGGGUGUCUAGGAAGUGAACCCAGGUACAGAGGUUACCCUUGUGGUCUUUGGACAACAUUCCACGUGCUGACUGUAAAUGCAGUACUUCAGGAUGGAAAUAGCGAGUUCUACAAUCCCAAGAAAACAUUACGAGCUAUUCAUGGGUAUGUGAAGCAUUUCUUCUCCUGUAAAUAUUGUUCACAGCAUUUCCAAGAGAUGUAUGCAGAGGAUGCAGAAUCUUCUGUAAAUGUAGCAGAUGAUGGCAUUCUCUGGUUGUGGAGAGGGCAUAACAAAGUUAACAAGCGUCUUAAAGGGGAUGCGACCGAGGAUCUGUUACACCCAAAGCAGCAGUUUCCCCCCAAAAAAUCAUGUCCAGCAUGUUGGAAUGAAAGUGAAAUGAGUGUAAAGGAAGUUCUGACGUAUAUGAAAAAUAUUUAUGCGAAGGGGGCACUGUCAUUCAGAGGGACCCAAACAAUUUCAGUUCCAUUGAGAAACAAACUGGCUAAAGUCAGGGAAGAGUUGGAUAAACACAAACAAAAGGAAAAGAUCACACCAAAAUUGCCCGUGAAUAAGAAGCUUCAAAAUAUUAGCGAGGACCAAGCUCUUCGUCCGUUGAAUACAUGGGGCUUCAACAGCACCGAUGUUAGCCUUUGUGUGUUCCUGUAUGGGAUCUCAACCGUCAUCAUAAUGUGUGUUUACUGUAUGGUUGUAAUCAGAAGGAAAAUGAGAAGAAGAAGGUUCUUAGAGGCAUACAAAUUGCCCAGCAGAACAGAGGACGUAAACCAAAAAGCUUCCCAAGAGUACAUUGAAAGCAUUGACAAUCAUCACAAGGUGGAGGAGUAAUGUCUUGUGAUCUUUAAUCUAUGUUCACAUUACCAUACUUGUAAUGCACUAUACGUACAUACAGGCUAUCAAGCUACUGGCUCAAUUGAAAUCUUUCUCGAGCGAUUUAUUCAGGUUUUUUCAACACGCAUUAUGAAAUUUUGUUUCCACCUGUGCUUUAGUUUGAUCUAUGUAAAAACCAUUAGAAAGUGCAAAUGAUAAGUUUUACAUUCACAUUUAUUUAUUUAUACAAUGUACGUAUAUGCUGUACUACACUAAUUUUGAAGCCGAGGCCUCAUAGAUGUCUCUCGACUCGGGAGUCAUUUGGACCACCAGGACAAUUUCCAGCCCGUUCUCAUAAUCAAAGGCCAAAGUCCAUUCCAUGCACCCGCCAAACCUUGUUUAUGAAUGAAUAACAGUUUACACACACUCAAUUGAUGACGUCCCAAAACUUCUGGAAUAAGUGCUUCGGUGACAACUUUUGUUCGAACUACAAUGCUGUCAGUGCUUCACCCAUGAACUACAAAUAAUCGCCAACAGAACAUAAACACUUAACCUAACCAAUGCCUAAAUAUGCACAAUAUGCUAAUAUAUAACAAUAUUAAUUAAUAUUUGAGAAAAUCCCUAUUUUGAAUGAACAGCAUGUUAAUAUUUAUGAAUGCGUCUUUGGGGUUGACCGCUGGAUGGAAUGGACUUGAUUUGAGGAUGGGUUGCAAUUUUACUACACUAGGCUCCCAUGAGCUACUCUCAAAGCCUAAUAAGGAUUAGAAAGUAUUGAGGCCAUGUGAUGGGGUCACACCCACAUUCCCUAGACAUUUCAGGCACACACACACUACCAAUCUUAUGGUACAGCCUCAAUAUUUCCUACUAAGGAUCUUUGCAAGUGGUGGUGUCUGAGAUAAUAGGUGGGCAAGGGAAACAAUGGUGAGUAACUUAAGUGGCCUCAGAGGGACCAGCCCACUUUGACACACAACAGGGAGCAGUUACCUUGAACACCUUCUCCACCCCUAAAGUGUUAAAUUAUCAACACAUGGAACACUAAUUAGUGCUCUGUAAUUACCAUUACCAAUUAAACUAACUAGUGUCAACUGACAAAACUGUAUUAGUAACUAGGGUCGAAGAGAGUUACCAUCUUGCUGUUUGUAUAGUGACCCGCCAUAACUAUCUUGAGCUCUCCAGAGACCAGCAAGGUUGUUUUUGGCUACUUUUUCCCAAUGAGUGUUGUAUCAGGACAAUGAUUUAUCUCCUUUUAUAGGUUUUCUUCGCUGUGUGUUUAACUUGAUAUAUUUUUGUUCCAUUGGCUAUAGCUAUUCACUACAGCUUUGUUUCAUAGUUAAAUUCCCUGGCACUGUUUGACAAAUAUCAACGGCCCCAGAGAUAAUUUUUCUGAAGUUUCAUGGAGUUGCUUUUGUAUGGAUUAGUUCAUGUUGAAUUCUUCCCUGGCUUUGAUUGUGCCUAAAAAAAUUGUUCCAGGGCUGCCUCCUGCCACUGAGUUUUUUUUUACCAAGACACUGAUUUGGAGCUGUGUUCAUUCUGGCUGGCUGUGAAUUUAAAAGAUGCACCAAGGUUUUACUGUAUCUGAUAGCCAUUCUUACCACCUCCAUCUUCUUUAUCCUCCUUUGAUCAUGAUCAAGGUGGCAGCUUCUGCAGUUGAAGACCUCUUGUCAUUCUACCCUGCCAUUCAUCACUCUCUCCUGUGGUAGUAUUGUAUUGGUAUCACUGGAUAUUUUCAUAUCUUUCAUUUUCUGUUCCUCACCCCAUGGUUCAUAGCUCCUUGUUCCUAGAUAUGUCUGUCCCGGCUUCCCUGACAAAUGGUUAAGUUGAAUUAGCUGCAGGUUUACCCCCCAGGCUCAUGACUUCAUAGUGCACCAUUCUCACUGCUUUCCUGCUGUGUCCUACUCUGAUGUUAGAACCCAUGGAUUCUGGAGAUUGGAUUAGACUUUGACAGCUUAGUACCUUCCAAAUUAAAUUCAUCCAUGUCAUUAAUAACUGAAUUGGUGGAAUGCUUGGGUAGGUCAAUAACUUGGUGCUGCAUUCAUCUGCAGCUUGUGUCAGCAUUACUCUGUCUCUAGCUUGUAUUAUUGCCCUAUCUAUUUUGUUCCUAAUUUUAUCUUUCAGUGAACAUGGAGAGCUGGCUCACUGUAAAAAGGUGCAUUAUAUCUGAAAUAGGGUAUUGAGCCUAUUGAAACCCUGCUUUCUUAGCAGUUCAUCAGAUAUUCUUGUUCCCAUUGAUUUUACCCCCAUUUUCCCUAGCUUGCCUGUGUGGGCUUAGCUUAAAGUGUGGAGGUAGCUCCCUGUGAAGCUGUUUACUAUUGGGGUGCUAUGUGCUAUCUGUCGUAGCAGACUGAUAACUCGAUGUUGGCUUGAGUAAGACUCUGCAUUGUCACCAUUACUCACCUUUUAUCCCUAAUAAGACAAUUUGCAAAAGAUCCUUACCAGGCUUUGCAGAGAAAGUGACAAAAGCCUAAUGCAGUGACAGUGUUCUGGUGACAGAGUUGGCACGUGGAGCAUGUAACCACCUGCUCUGAAAGUAGUGUUUUGCUGUUUACAAUACUGUACUUCAUUUUCAUUUUUGCUUUUCAUUUAAACAUUCAAAGUAGUGUUUUAUUUAGAAAAUCUAUAUUGUAACUAAAAAGAAUUACAGUACUGUAUUAUUUAGCAAAUAAUUUUUAAAUACUGGACAGUACUUGUACAGUCUUUUGAUAUUUAGUGGAAAGUUUCAUAGUGCAGAACUAUACUGUAUGUUGAGCCCUAAAACACUUGCACAUGUUUAGAUUGUUUGUGAUUGGUGAGCACUCUGUAGCAGCAUGUAGGAAAACCUUGUUACAAACAUGGAAUAACCUCUUAACGUGCUAUUAGAAAAAUCUACGUAAGUAAUUUCCCUAAGUGCAGAUAUUUUUCUUUGAUGUGGUAAUAUGUUAUAGUAUUCCUGAUUCUUGAAAAUGAUUGUCCAUUCUCUUUGAUUAUUAGGUGUCACCAGUGAUCUUGUUCUAUAAUUUAUUUGUUGUAAAUUUCCAUAUUGUUCCGUAAGAAUGCCUUGUUGUAGUGGCAUGAAACCUACAACAUUAAUACUGUAUAGAAUCAUUAGACUAUUUUUUUAAAUAUUGGAAAGUGUUGCCCAAAAUUCUGUAUUUGUCAUGGUGCCUUACCAAGAGUUUGACCUGGAAAAGGUGCCUCAUUG